AUGAAAAUUUCAUUUGUUGUUCUAUCACUUUUUGUUUUCUUUGCUGAAACUUUUGGGGCAACCACAACUGAACCAUAUUGCGAUGAACUAACAACAACAACCACUGCGAAGAAAACCACUGCAAAGAAAAUCACUGGAUACGAAUGUCCAAGUGGAUGGGGUUUGUUUAGCCGACAAAAAGGAAAAUGGUGUAUCAAGGUAUUUCAAAAUACUUUGAGUCAACCAAGUGCCAAAUUAAAUUGUCAAAAUGUUGGAGCAAAAUUAUCUGGAAUCGAAAAUACGAAUGAGCGCGCUUAUAUUAUCAGUAAGUCAAUAUUCUUAUUCUUUACAGAAAUUUGAGUUUUUUUUAAUUGAAGAACAAGGACUUGGAAUUGUCAGAAGUAUGAAUCUGAAAGAAGGAACUCUUUGGGUUGGUGGAAUCAGAAAAACCGCAUGUUCAGGAAGUAAUAAAAGUGCAGCUGGAUGUGUUCCAUGGGUUAAUAAUGCCUUCGAAUGGAUUGAUGGAUUUACAACUCUCAAGAAAAUGUUCACGUGGAUUCCAAAUCAACCAGAUUAUUAUAAGUAGGUUUUGUCUUUCUAAAAAAAGCUUGCUGUAAAGAAUGAUAUUUUCCAGAAAUAGUGAAACCUGUAUUCAAAUGGUUAUCUCCGACAAAACACCUGGUACAGGAGGUGCAAAAUCAGGGCAAAUGAAUGAUAUUUCGUGUUCAAAAUCAACUUCAACGAUUGAACUCAAUUAUGUUCGGGGAUAUGUUUGUGGUAAACAAGCGACACCAAUUUAUGGAUAA
This is a messenger RNA of Caenorhabditis angaria, 785 nucleotides long. Lineage: Eukaryota; Metazoa; Nematoda; Chromadorea; Rhabditida; Rhabditidae. The record is from the annotation of a GenBank genome assembly.